Molecule: messenger RNA, 1092 nt
Organism: Physella acuta
Lineage: Eukaryota; Metazoa; Mollusca; Gastropoda; Physidae
Product: neuropeptides capa receptor-like
Biological process (GO): G protein-coupled receptor signaling pathway
Cellular component (GO): membrane
Molecular function (GO): G protein-coupled receptor activity
Source: RefSeq, a predicted model, not a curated record
AUGACAGCAAUGCUUAUAUGUUGUACAAGCAGCACUUCUACUAAUUACCCCAAUGAUACAUUCCUUAAACACCUGACAUUACUACCUCACGGAGUAAGCCAAAAUGGUUACCUACCACCGGUCAUCUUAGACGUGUUCUUAACGCUUAAUCUCCUCGUCGGCUCCGACGUCAUCAGCGUGUUCGGUAUCGUCGGCAACAUCGUCAACAUCAUCGUCUACCACCACCAGGGCUACGACGACAGCGUCAACAUCACCCUCACGGCAUUAGCUGUCAGCGACAUCGGCGCUCUCGUCACACUUAUCGUCAUCAACGCCAUGUUAAACCCGUGGCUGUUGAGGUCUGACGUCACGUUCGCUCCCGUUGAAAUAGCCUACACGACAAUGUUCUAUCCGCACAAUUAUUUCAUUCGCGUCAGUGGUUUUAUCACGGCCUUUGCUUCCUUUGAAAGAUGCCUAUGUGUGUUAAUCCCUUUAAAAGUUAAACGCGUUAUAACGAAACAAAGAACGGUCACUAUAAUAGUUGCUAUUUACAUCAUUCUAUUACUCAAUUUUGUUCCCAUAUACUACGUUGCAUACAUAGAUUUCAACUUCAACGUUGUUAAAAACAAAUCUAUUCUUGGAUUGACUUUCCGGGAAAACCCAUACAAAGUCUUCAGCAUAUCCUACUAUUUCACAGACCUGUUCGUUCCGUAUUUCACAUUUUUCGUCAUCAUCGUCUGCACCAUCAUCAUCGCCAUCAAACUCAAAACCCGAGCAACUUGGAGAAAGUCUGUCACUAGAACAACAACAACCACCACAGUCGUGUCAAGCAAGGAGCAGAAGACGGUGGUCAUGCUAAUGGUGGUGUCGGUUAUAUUUGUCGUCUGCCUCCUCCCGCAGUCCGCCAUCUUGACCACCAUUAGCUCCGUGCCUGAGCUCAGCGUGGUUGGAGCUUAUCUCGACCUGACGCUGCUGUUGCUGAGCGUGGCGUUUUUCGCCGAGACCAUCAGCUCCAGCGUGAACGUGGUCGUGUAUUACAAGAUGAGCAGCCGGUACAGGGAGACUCUGCUCACGCUGAUGCACGUGUUUAGACAAAAGUAUCUGGGAAAGUAA